Molecule: messenger RNA, 3033 nt
Organism: Rhea pennata
Lineage: Eukaryota; Metazoa; Chordata; Aves; Rheiformes; Rheidae
Gene: ABHD12
Product: abhydrolase domain containing 12, lysophospholipase
Exons: 13
Coding region: 65-1234 (389 amino acids)
Biological process (GO): phosphatidylserine catabolic process; monoacylglycerol catabolic process
Cellular component (GO): endoplasmic reticulum membrane
Molecular function (GO): monoacylglycerol lipase activity; phosphatidylcholine lysophospholipase A1 activity
Source: RefSeq, a predicted model, not a curated record
AGCGGCGGGUGUGCGCGCGCGGCUCCGCUCCGCUCUCGCCGUCUGCGGCUCCGCUCGCCCCGGCAUGAGGAAGCGCAACGAGUCCGUCACCGUGGAGCAUGAGCGCGCCGGCGCCGGCGCCGCCGCGCCGGCGCCGCCCGACAAGGGCUGCAGCCUGAGGCACAGCCUGCGCCUGCCCCCCGCUGCCGCCGCCGCCACCGCCGCGGGGAUGAAGCGACCGCUGGGCAGGCGUUACGGAUUAUGGUUCCGAUUGCGAAGGUUGUUAAUCUGGUUGUUGGGAGUGUACAUAGCCAUUCCAUUUCUAGUAAAACUUUGCCCCGCUAUUCAGGCGAAACUGGUCUUCCUAAACUUUGUGAGAGUCCCGUAUUUCAUUGACUUGAAAAGACCACAGGAUCAAGGUUUAAACCAUACUUGUAAUUAUUAUCUGCAGCCAGAGGAGGAUGUAACCGUCGGAGUCUGGCACACAGUCCCUGCAGCUUUAUGGAAGAAUGCACGAGGGAAGGACCAGUUGUGGUUUGAAGAUGCUUUGGGUUCCAGCCAUCCUGUAAUCCUUUACUUGCAUGGCAAUGCAGGAACAAGAGGAGGGGAUCACCGUGUGGAGCUUUACAAGGUUCUCAGCUCCCUUGGUUACCACGUAGUCUCGUUUGAUUAUCGAGGCUGGGGCGAUUCGAUAGGUAGCCCGUCCGAGAGGGGAAUGACCUACGAUGCCCUCCAUGUCUUUGACUGGAUAAAAGCGAGAAGUGGAGACAACCCUGUCUACAUCUGGGGACACUCCUUGGGCACGGGGGUUGCAACAAAUCUAGUGAGGCGCCUCUGUGAGAGAGAAACCCCCCCGGAUGCCCUGAUACUGGAAUCUCCGUUCACCAACAUACGUGAGGAGGCACGAAGCCACCCCUUUUCCGUGAUAUACAGAUACUUCCCUGGGUUUGACUGGUUCUUCCUUGACCCCAUCACAACAAGUGGAAUUAAAUUUGCAAAUGAUGAGAAUGUGAAAUACAUUUCCUGCUCCCUGCUUAUCCUUCAUGCUGAAGAUGACCCCGUGGUACCAUUUCAUCUGGGAAAAAAGCUUUACAACAUUGCCGCCAUGUCGCGGAGUUUCCGAGACUACAAGGUGCAGUUCGUCCCGUUCCACACAGACCUCGGCUACCGGCACAAGUACAUCUACAGGAGUCCAGAGCUACCUCGAAUACUGCGGGAAUUCCUGGGAAAAUCUGAACACGAGCAUCAUCAGUGAAGACUGGCUGCUUGGCAGCAUGGAGGUUUUCCUUUCUUCCCCUUCCCUCUCCCUCCUUUUCUUUCCUCUCCUCCCCGUGGGUUGGUCUGCCAUUCUCCCAUCCCCUGGCACGAAGGAGGCUGGGGAUUCCUGCGCUGGCCCUAGUGUGCACCUUCUGGCAACCCCGACUCCCAGCACCAGUGGUGACAGAAGAAAGACGAGAAGUUGCAGGCUUCUGUUUCCAUAGGGAUGGAGGAGUGAAAACAACCCAGGAGCUGGUACCAAACAAGCAAAAAUAUGUGGGCACAACAGAGCCAUGUCAGUCUGGCGUGGUGCUGCUGAGGACAAACAUUCCUGGGACGUGUGUCAGGACCAAGGGUGUUCCUUUCACCUUUAAAAAUUGCUGCUGUUUUGGGAUCACACAGACUCAUUUGCUGUAGGCAAAUGGCUCUUUCUAUGUCUCUAUACCACAGGUGUCUUGCUUGUUCUUUCGAAGAAAUACGUGUUUAGCCUUUCCUUUUUGCUACGUGGCCGUAAUCGCAACGCACUGAAGAUCGGGGUAGUGAGUGGUGAUUUUAUUUAGCUCUUCAGUCACAUUGUGUUGCGAGUGUUGGGCUAAUUGCACACAUUUGGAAAUAAAAAUGAAAGAUCUCCCCCUUCCUUUUCCAACAUGUAUCUAAUGGAAAAUAUUAAUGCUCUUUCAUCUUUUCUUUCUGGACAUCGUUCCUAUUCCCUGUUUGUCCUCUUGGAAACUCCUCCCUUUCUUCACGUACGCUCCCCGACUGGGACUGAAGUGACUUUUUGUUGAUAAAUUGCGAACUCGGGAGGUUAAGCCGGAGAGCAUGGGAUUGCUUUUUGCCUGAUCGCCCCUCUCCGUGAACAGCAUCCUCAGGGAGGAUGAUGGUCCUCCGCUCUGCUCUCCCCGCACGUGUGCGUGCAGACCUGGGCUUCCUUGGGGCGGAAAAGGGCCUUGUUUUUUAUUCUUUUCUUUUUCUUCUAAGUCUUUUCUUUCUUUCUUUCUUUCUUUCUUUUUUUUUUUUUUUUUUUUUUUUUUUUUUUGCUUGCUUUUAUUUCCCCCUCUCCCAUCUGCCUUUUAAUUCCUUAUGUUGAGUUUUCCUGCUCCAGGAGGCAGAAGUGGGGGAAAAAAAAGAGCCGUCUUCCUGCAGCGAGAGCCUCUGGGGCCGCCCCCACACCACUUUGACUGGAGCGGGGGGCCAUUCUACGCCACCGGUGAGCUCUGCGCUGAGAUGGCAGAGGGUCUUGCAGAGGCCAGCUGGGGACCGGGCCCCGACCCCGUUGCUCUACAUGGGCCGCACUGCGUGCCGUAGGUCUCGCUGCUCGUGCUUGGAGGCGAGUCGUGCCGCCCAAAGGCGCUGCUCGCUAACGCGGGGUGCGCGGCGUAGUGGAAGCCACUCAGCGUGCAUCCGAGUUGUAGCUGCAGGCUUGUGCUAGUUGCAGAGUAGACGGUAGCUCUUGAGAUUCUUCUGCUGUAGCGUGGUUAUCCCCGGGGUUUCUGACCCAUGAUACUUAUAAGCUAACCGUGCCACUGAAAUUAUGUUUGAUGCACUUAUAUUUAUUGCACUGAUGGAACAGAAACACUUAUUUGGCACUGGGGUGCAACUUGCCUGCUGCAGCCUGAGGCAGAGGCUGGCUGCCUUCCUCCCAGGGGACGGAGCUGAGGGGCCAGCGCGGGAACUGCUGGCAUUGGUGAUCCCAACGUGUCCAGUCCAGUUAUUUGGCCAGUUGAGAUGCUUGGAAAAUUAAACUGAAAUGUUUAUCUUAAAAAGUGGUGUAGUUUUAAUAAAAGCGUUCAAUGCUGA